This is a messenger RNA of Mytilus californianus (California mussel), 1280 nucleotides long. RefSeq names its product neuropeptide FF receptor 2-like. Gene Ontology annotation, cellular component: membrane. The record is from RefSeq and is a predicted model, not a curated record. Gene Ontology annotation, biological process: G protein-coupled receptor signaling pathway. The transcript has a single exon. NCBI's taxonomy places the organism in Eukaryota, Metazoa, Mollusca, Bivalvia, Mytilida, Mytilidae. Gene Ontology annotation, molecular function: G protein-coupled receptor activity. The coding region runs from base 72 to 1145 and encodes 357 amino acids.
CUUCACGGAUCCAUAAAGUAAGACAAUAUAUGUGAUUAGAUAGAUGUAAUCAGAUUACGACACCAGGUUAAAUGGAGUAUAAUUGCAACGAUUUCACAGGAUGCCACAAUAAUCGGAACCUUACCGUAUUUUCGUUAGUCAUUUCAAACAGCACAGUUUCGCCGAUAAAUAUCUCGCCCGAAAGAGGAACAUAUAUCAAAUCUUGUUUGGUUCUAAUCAUAUCAUGUUCUAUAAUUUUCAGCAACAUUCUAAACAUUCUAGUUAUCCAGAAAACAGUGCAGCUUCCACGUAUAACCCGCAUCUGUAUAUUAAAUCUUAGCAUCAGUGAUCUGUUAGUUGGAUUAAUUUCCUGUUUCCCAUGUAUUAUACCUGCUUUUACUGGUUCCUGGCCGUAUGGGGACGUCUGGUGUCAGGUUGCUGGUAUUAUCCAUGGAACGUCAGUUACAAUAUCAAUAUGGAGUUUGUCCUUAAUAAGUAUAGACCGAUACUUUGCAAUCGUACGGCCAUUGAAAUCUAGAUGUCUGUUAACUCCAAAAAAGGUUGUCUCUACUAUAAUAUUACUAUGGUUCAUAGCGGUUGUCACAUUUUUUGCGCCUUUGCCAACCAAAUCUAACUUUAUUUACUACAAGUAUAGUAUGGAUGAAAUGAUUUGUGGUCUAUAUUGGGAAUAUAAAUGGUUCUGUGUGAUUACAGCAUUAUAUAUUCCAAUAAUUUCAGCAUGUAUAAUUAUAUACACAAAUUUCAAAGUAACGAGAAAAGUAAUCGACUCCAGACGAAUGGUUGCAAUUUGGAGAACAAGUAGAAAUUCGGGACAGAGCGAAAUGAGGGCAGUCAAAUUGUUGACUAUUGCCACCGUUGUUUAUUUCAUAUCAUGGGGACCAUAUGUUAUUCAGGUUAUUAUAAUGAGUUUAACAAAUAUUAAUGACAUUCCGUCCAAUGUCCGAUUUGCUACAAUGUGGUUGGCAAAUUGCAACAGCUUUUCCAAUGUUUUCGUUUAUUCUGCCAUGUAUAAAAGUUUCCGAAGAAGAGCAAGAUUCCUUUUGCUAUCAGUGUGUUGUUUAGGAGAUGGUCGUUUUCACACGAAUUCCAGUACAGAUAAAAACUGCAAUUCCUCUGGAAGAGAUCCCGCGGAUCUAUUUGACUAGAUAUGAUUUUAUACGAAGCGUAUGAUAAUCAAUGUCAACCAUUACUUUAAGUAGGACAAUAAUUUGACAAUGUUACUGUAAAUGCACCAAUCAGUUUUCUAAACAAAUCGCGAGUGUUUCUUAAGGGUUAAAAAA